Messenger RNA from Colletotrichum chrysophilum, 1626 nucleotides. RefSeq lists its product as uncharacterized. The transcript has 3 exons. Lineage: Eukaryota; Fungi; Ascomycota; Sordariomycetes; Glomerellales; Glomerellaceae. The coding region runs from base 1 to 1626 and encodes 541 amino acids. The record is from RefSeq and is a predicted model, not a curated record.
AUGCACUCUUCGACCUCCUUGGCCGUCUUAGCGACUCUGGUACUGUCCAUGACAGGGGCCAGUUUAGCAGACACUCCGACGUAUCAGCCAUGCCCACUACUUCGAGCCUACUACCCUGCUCCAAGCAUUGAUCAGAACUCUGAGGAGAUGAAGUCGUUCACGGACCAAUUCACCAAGUUAUUCGAUCAACUCAUUCAGAAAGGAGGAUCGGAUGACUUUGGCGACAUUACACCGAAUACUACUUCUUUCUCGGUUGUUUUGUUCUCAGGCUCCGACGAGUCUGAGGAGAAUCCUGUCUUUUUCGAAUAUCAUCAUACGGCAUCUGAAGCCCCCAAGGAUUCGAGCCUAGACUCCGACACUAUUUUCCCACUCGGCACACUAAGUCAACUCUUCACAGUCUAUGCUUGGCUCGUGGAAGCUGGCGAUGAGCAUUGGGGGACACCGAUUACUCAGUUUAUCCCAGAAAUAGACAAUGUGUCCACUGGAUUGGCAGUCAAGUGGGAUGAGAUCACCAUCGGGGCAUUGGCUGGCCAGAUGUCCGGCCUUGCAAGGGAUUCGUUCGCUUGUAGGUUGGAUGAGGCCUGCGCCCGCAACGACUUCGUUGAGAAGUUCGCUACACAGUCACCGCUGUUUCUCCCUGAUACAACUCCGGUGAUAUUGAACGCUGCUUUCCAGCUCCUUGCUUUUGCGCUUGAAGCCCAUAAAGCCGGCAACCGAUCUGCGAAUUUCGAUCAAAUCCUCGAUACGGCAAUCUUCAGACCGCUUAACAUGACCAAUAGCGGACUUCUGGCCCAGAAUAAGAAAGUCUUCGCAGACGGCCUCAAUACGUCGGCUAUCGGAGAACCUGGCGCGCUAUCUGUCAUUUCUACCGCCUCAGACCUUGCACGUGCUGGCCAUUCCAUGCUAAGUUCACGCCUCAUCCCCAAAGCCGCGACACGUCGUUGGCUCCAACCCGUCGCCGAUACAUCAAACUUGCGAAAUGGUGUUGGUCGCCCAUGGGAGAUCUACCACGCGGGCCAGUAUGCGAACAGCUCCAUCCUCGAUGUCUACACUAAGACAGGCCUGAUUGGCCACUACGCAAGCUACUUUGGUCUGGCCCCAGACUUCAACGCAGGCUUCGCUAUUCUUGCUCAUGAUACCGCAGCUGCCAGAGGACCCGACUUGAAUGUCUACGCUGACAUUGUCUCUCUUGCAAUUGUGCAGUUGCAGAAACUCGCAGCUGCAGAGGCGAAAGCAAGAUACGUUGGAUCCUUCGAUGGGCCUGCAGGGUCAGCAAGCUUCAACGUCUCGAGUGAUGGCCCUGGGCUCAUUGUGACAUCGCUAAGGAAGGGCGAUGUUGAUAUCCGGAAUGAGAUUGCGACCUCCGCUGGCAUCAAACUUGAGAAUCUUGAUUUUCGUCUUUACCCUAGCAACGUGAUGACUGAAGCUCAGCAUCAGUUUGUCGCCGUAUUCCAGGACAAGAGCGCGCCCGUUGAUAUGGGCACACCCACUUGCAUCACUUGGCAAGAUGUUGGCUCUCUGGGAUCCAGUGUGGACGUCCAGUUUGUGUUCGAUAUGGCCCACACAGGGAAAGCUUCAAAAGUGACGUUUGACGGUGGCUCAAUUACUCUUCCAAGGUCUGGCUGA